Sebastes umbrosus (honeycomb rockfish) is the source of this 4359-nucleotide messenger RNA. Its product is annotated as sperm-associated antigen 1A-like. The coding region runs from base 130 to 2955 and encodes 941 amino acids. Gene Ontology annotation, cellular component: mitochondrion; cytosol. The transcript has 19 exons. Gene Ontology annotation, biological process: axonemal dynein complex assembly. NCBI's taxonomy places the organism in Eukaryota, Metazoa, Chordata, Actinopteri, Perciformes, Sebastidae. Gene Ontology annotation, molecular function: heat shock protein binding. The record is from RefSeq and is a predicted model, not a curated record.
GAGCCCACUGUGGCCUGUUGUGACGUGUUUCCGCUUUGCAGUGCAGCUUCCGGGUGGUGGUUACCAUAGUAACUGUAUCAUAGUAACAGGCGAGAGUUUAGCCAAAGGGGUCACCAAACGGCAGCAGGUAUGAGUGCAGAUGCAGCUUUCGCUCUUCAAAACCAGUCCUCCACCGUUGACUAUGGCGGGAAGGUCCCUGUGGAGCACCUGGACUAUGAUUACAUUGGAAAAUGCAAGGAUGCAAAAUACCUGAAUAAGAUCCUGAGAGUACUGAGGUCUGGCGAUGAGGGCAUUUAUCCUCAUCUGAUUAAGUUCUGUGAGAGUCACUUGGAGAAACUGGACCCGAGGAGCCGAGCUCUCAGGAAGGAAAACCCUGUGGCCACAGCAGCCAGCCUCUCUAAUGAUGAGUGGAGCCAACUUGUUGAUGAGUUGAAGACGUGGCAAGAAGAAACCAAAAAGACUGAGACUUCACUAAAACAGCAGUCAGUGUUUGAUGAUCUAGUGAAUGAAAAUAUGCCACCAAUAAGAGGUUCCAAUUGCUCCGUUCCACUUAAUCAGACUUUAGGUCCAAAAGAAAAGAGGAAUUCUUCAAAACUCCCACGUGAUUAUCGAGAAUGGGACAAGUUUGAUGUUGAAAACGAAUGUGAAAGAAUCGAUGGAGAUUUGGUCAAAAAUGAUUCAUCUGUCAUUAUAAAAACAGGACACCCCAAAAUCAAGACUAAAGUGAAUGUUUCAUUGCUGACACAACAGGAGAAGCUCCUUCUGGCGAAUCGUGAAAAGGACAAAGGCAAUGAAGCUUUCAGAGCAAACGAUUAUGAGGAGGCAGUUGCAUACUAUUCCAGGAGCCUUUCCAUUAUACCAAAUGUGGCUGCAUACAACAACAGAGCCCAAGCAGAGAUCAAUCUCAAGCACUGGCACAACGCAAUGAGAGACUGUUUGAGGGUACUCAAGCUGGAACCAGGCAAUAUGAAAGCCCUGCUACGUCGUGCCACCAUUUAUAGUCACAUGGGCAACUUCCAAAUGGCUGCUGAAGACCUGAGGGUGGUGCUCAGGAAAGAGCCGCAGAAUGCUGCAGCCACUAAACUUCUGUCUGAAACAGAGAAGAAGAUGACGGGAUGUCAACCAGAGCAGCAAAGCAAAGGCAAAAAAAUCCUCAUCCAAGAGGUAGAAGAUGAAGAUGACGACAAUGACGACGAGACAAAAGCAGAACAGACUGCUCAUCCGGUUGAACCCAGCCAGCCUGUGGGAGGGGAGGAGAGCUCAGCUGCUCCUGCCGAAAGGGGAGACAUGGGUAACGCUCAAAAGAAGCCCCACAGCAGAGGGGACGGGGGUCCUCACACUGACUCCAACAACUCCCACCAUGGACACUGGAAGAGCAAAGGAGGCAGCUCUGACAAGUACAAAGUCACGCAGGAGUCCAAGGAAAAGGUAGCCAAUGGAUCAGGCAAGAGGGGCUCGACAGCUUCAGCCCCGGCUGAUCAGAGCAACAGCGGUAAAGACACUCCGGUUGGAGGAAAUGCAGGGGAAACUGUCAACCUUGAUGCCCCAUGUGGAGCCCUGCCCCCACCUCUGUCCCGGCUAAAGAAUGAAGGGAACCUGCUGUUUAAAAAUGGACAGUUUGCCGAUGCACUGGAGAAAUACUCGCUAGCCAUUCAAGGCUAUACAGAUUCAGGAAUCGAUAGUCCAGAGGAUCUGUGCAUUCUGUAUUCUAACAGAGCAGCCUGCUACCUUAAAGAUGGCAACAGUCAAGAGUGCAUACAAGACUGCACAAGAGCCCUGGAGCUGCAGUCAUUCUCCCUCAAGCCCCUCCUUCGCCGGGCCAUGGCUUAUGAUUCCAUGGAGCGCUACCGUCCGGCCUACGUGGAUUACAAGACCGUGUUGCAGAUAGACACCAGCGUGCAGGCAGCAAACGACAGCGUCAACAGGAUCACCCGGCUGCUGAUCGAGCAGGACGGCCUCGAGUGGAGAGAGAAGCUCCCGGACAUUCCCCUGGUGCCUCUGUCAGCCCAGCAGCACCGCAUAGAGGGGCCACCCAGCGCAGAGGUCCUCCAAGCUCGAGCAGAGAUGGCAGUCAGAGAUGCAGAAAGGAAAGCAGAAGUGCGUUUCACAGCGCUGAAGCAAGAAGGGAAUGAGUUUGUGAAGAAGGGCCAGUACCAGGAUGCACUGGGAAAGUACACUGAAUGCCUUAAGCUAAAGCCAGAAGAGUGUGCUAUCUACACCAACAGAGCCCUGUGCUACUUGAAGAUGGAGAGGUUUACCGAGGCCCGGCAGGACUGUGAUGCAGCGCUGAAAGUGGAGCCGACCAAUAAGAAGGCCUUCUACAGGCGAGCCCUGGCCAGUAAAGGCCUCAAGGACUACCUGGCGUGCAGCUCUGACCUGCAGGAGGUCCUGCAGCAGGAUCCCAACGUGCAGGAGGCUGAGAAGGAGUUGGAGGAGGUCACAGUGCUGCUCAGGCAGAGUCUGGCCAACGCCGAUGCUUCACAAGCCAAACCUAGAAAGACUGUCCCCAUCACAGAGGUUGAGGGUGACGAGGAAAUCUCAGAGAGCAGUCACAGAGGAGAGGAUAAUACCAUCAACCUCCGGCCGACCGACGCCUACGAGUUCGGCCAAGCUCUGUACGCAGCUCGCUGCAGCGGAAACACAGCGGCCUGCGCUGACCUGCUGGCCUCCACGACCCCGGAGAUGCUUCCCCAGUUACUGAGCACCCAGGUGGAUGGAAAAAACAUCAUCUUCAUCAUGCAGGCGCUGGACUCCCACCUCCUGGAGAAAGACCCCAACUUGGUCUACCGACACCUCAACCACCUGCACACCGCCGACAGGUUCUCGGUCGUGUUGAUGCUGCUGGAGAAGGAUGAGCGUCGCCACAUGACUCAGCUGUUCGAGCAUCUGUCCGUUGUGCAGAGCGCGGAGUUCACUAAGAACGAUGUUCAGAAUCUGGCCAACAAAUACAUCUGACCCCCGCUGACCCCCUGCUGCCUGCUGCAUGAGCUGCUGCGCCACUACAACAACUCUUGGAUCUAUGCAAAACGCUGCACAAGAACUGAGUACACGAAAAGGCAGGAAGCUGCAGAAUGUGCCCCCGAAAGCAACGCAGUGGAGUUGCGUUCACUCUCCUGGUCUGUGCUGUAAAUGAUCUGAUCACUGUAUGUUUUUGAGUGACAAUAUAAGGAAUAUAUUUUUCUCUCCAGAACAUUUUUGCUAUGCAGAUUUACUUUUGUACCACCACUAACCAUUUGCGUUGUACAACAGGCAGACAGCGGGAUACUAUGGACCUUUCACUUUAGUGUACUGAUAAAUAGGGUCCAAUGUGCAAUGUUAUGUAAGGCUACAGGCGAGCGUUUCCCCUACAGGCAGGUGAGCUUCCUUGUUUCGGUCAGUCGUUUGAUAAAUGAGCUUCCAUCAGACACCAGCUAAUAUUCAGUGCAUGCUGAAUAUUACCCAGCCAAGAAACAAGCGGGGCCAUUUGCUACGGAGCUAAUUAAGAUGUCCGAAACCAUUACAUAAAGUUAUAUUACGACCAUAUGUUCUCUAUCUGCAUAUCUUAAAGCCGUUCUGUGCAGUAUGAUAACAGUAUCUGAACUGAUAUCUACUGACAACGCUGUAGGAGAAAGUACACCAUGUGUAACCUUACACGACUCUUUUGUUUAUUCAGCUAUGCAAUUAGCAGACGUCAAGUCACUCUCAAAAGGCUGGUGUUUGUGUCUUUUCCAUAAGGAAGGACACGACGUCAUCCAACCUAUUUGUUUACCAAAUUAGCCUGAAACGCACAGCCAUCUUCACAGCAGUUCAGCCAAGCAGACGUGAACACACACUGGAGAGAAGCAGCAUCUUUACAAGAUGCGUGCCUUAGAUUUCAGACUAGGGGUUGACUUCUUUUGGUGAGAUACUCCCUAACGAGAGAGUAUAUUUAUGUCACUCAGUAGCUUUUAUCAAAAUGUUAAAUGGUUUGGAUUCAUGCAUCAUAAAUCAUACAUAUAUUCACUUAGCUACAUGCACGUAAUUGUUUAAAAUAUGUCAUUGAUUUGCAGACAUUCUGUCAAUGUUAAGUAUUUAAUUAUUGGACAUUCCAGUCAUCCAACAUUGAAGACUUGCCUGAAUCCAAACCAUUCUUUUGUUUUCAAAUGUUUUAUCUGUUCUACAUGAAUGUACCACAUUUAGUUCAGGGUGACAAGUUGGGGGGCGAGAGGCAAUAACUUCACAGUUUCUCUUCACUGUGGUUUUAACGUUAUAUUUCAGUAGAGAUGUAAAACAAAAUGUGUACAGUAUUCACAGAGGGCUAUUCAAUAAACUGGGAACAUAUGUUUUCUUCUCUGUGCUAAAAUGAAAUAGAUAAAUAAAAAGACAAAUGGAGUACCCUAA